AAAGACCGAUGUGAACCUAUCAGAUGUGCUAAAUGUCAGAACUAUGGCCACAUCACAAAGAACUGUCAAGCCACAAAAGACUGCUGCAGUACCUGCAGAAAGGAACACCACACCUCGGAAUGUAUAGAUGACACCAAAAAGGACGCAUGGUGCAUGAGCUGCUGCAAUGAAAUGCACACCAGCUGGAGCAGAGCCUGCCCAGCAUUUGGAAAAUGCUGCUGA
Suillus bovinus is the source of this 222-nucleotide messenger RNA. RefSeq lists its product as uncharacterized. The annotation marks the transcript as partial. The transcript has a single exon. The record is from RefSeq and is a predicted model, not a curated record. Lineage: Eukaryota; Fungi; Basidiomycota; Agaricomycetes; Boletales; Suillaceae.